This is a messenger RNA of Fukomys damarensis (Damara mole-rat), 3106 nucleotides long. It is a transcript of the gene Vwa7, whose product is annotated as von Willebrand factor A domain containing 7. The transcript has 16 exons. NCBI's taxonomy places the organism in Eukaryota, Metazoa, Chordata, Mammalia, Rodentia, Bathyergidae. Bases 665 to 2992 code for a protein of 775 amino acids. The record is from RefSeq and is a predicted model, not a curated record.
GCUGCAGGCCAAGCAGGCAGAGGCACAGCGCCAGGCCCAGCGGCUGCAGGAGCGCCGCUCCACCGCGGGCUACUCCGGCAAGGUGCCCCUUGAGGUGCAGGAGGCGGACGAAGCCAAGCUCAGGCAGACAGAGGCAGAGCUCAGGAAGGUGGAGGAGGCCAUCGCGCUGUUCCAGAAGAUGCUGUGAUACCCAGCUCCAGCACUCACGGCCCCAGGGUCCACCUUGGAGACAGCAGCAAUAAAAUAUUUCACCACAAACUUGUCUGUCUGUGCAGUGGUGGGGUGGGAGGGGUGCAGAGGCCCCUGUUCCAGAGCCACAGCCGGGCUGCAGGCGGGCCGGCCCUGGGUGCUGGAGGGCGGAGGUGCACAUCCUGGGUCUGCCCCUGGCACAGUGCCAGGCCUGAGUCAUGCGCUCGCUCCCUCCUCCCCAGUCCUUACCUCCGCACUGCAGCUCGGUGAGCCCGCCUCGCCACCGUACCACCGGCUGCUUGUGGCCGGGGCCGGCAUGGGUAGAGGGCCCGGGCUGCCUGUUCUGCCCGCCUUGCCAGGUCUCCCUCCCCCUCCACGGAGGCCUGGUUAAUUAUAGCUCUGACCUGAGUGCCCUGUGACACCACCCGGGCCGGCCCUGCCCAGGAGACCCACCAACCAGGUCCAUGCCUCAGCCAUGCUCACUGCCGAGCUGCCCCUGUUCUACCUGGGCCCCUCAGUGCUGCUCCUGCUGCUGCUGUCACCCACAUCCGCCUUCUUCCCCAACAUCUGGAGCCUUCUGGCCGCCCCAGGCUCCGUCACCCACCAGGACCUGACGGAGGAGGCCGCUCUCAACAUCACCCUGCAGCUCUUCCUGGAGCAGCCGCGCCCAGGUCGGCCCCCGCUCCGCCUCGCGGACUUCCUGGGCCGCACCCUGCUCGCUGACGAGCUCUUCACCGCCUACUUUGGACCUGGGUCUCCUUCCCGGCGGUUCCGAGCAGCCCUAGGAGAGGUGUCUCGGGCCAAUGCAGCUCAGGACUUCCUGGCGGCUUCCAAGAAUGACCCUGACCUGCACUUUGAUGCAGAGCGGCUGGGCCAGGCACGCGAACGCCUGGCAGGGGCUCUGCGGGAGACCCUGGCGGCGGCCAGAGCCCUGGAGCACACGCUGGCCCGCCAGCGCCUCGGGGCCGCACUGCACGCCCUGCAGGAUUUCUACAGUCACAGCAACUGGGUGGAGCUGGGGAGGCAGCAGCCACACCCUCACCUCCUCUGGCCCAGGAGGCAGGAGCUCUGGAGCCUGGCACAAGUGGACGACCCUACCUGCUCUGAUUGUGAGGCGUUGAGCUGCCCCAGGAAUUUGCUGGGUUCCACGCUCCUCACUUCUGGCUACUUUGGAACUCAUCCUCCCAAACCUCCAGGGAAAUGUAGCCAUGGGGGCCGUUUUGACCGGAGCAGCUCCCAGCUGCCCCGGGGAGGCAUCAACAAGGACAGCACAUCCCCAGGCUUCUCCCCCCACCAUGCACUGCACCCGCAGGCUGCAAAGCUGGCCCUUCUGGCCUCCAUCCAGGCCUUCAGCCUCCUGCGAGGCCGCCUGGGAGACAGGGGCUUCUCCAGGCUGCUGGACAUCACCCCGGCCUCCAGCCUGAGCUUUGUCCUGGAUACCACGGGCAGUAUGGGCGAGGAGAUCAGCGCUGCCAAGGUGCAGGCUCGCCACAUCGUGGAGCAGCGGCGAGGCAGCCCCAUGGAGCCCGUCCACUAUGUCCUGGUGCCUUUCCAUGACCCAGGGUUUGGGCCUGUCUUCACAACCAGCGAUCCUGACAGCUUCUGGCAGCAGCUCAAUGAGAUCCAGGCCUUGGGGGGUGGAGACGAGCCCGAGAUGUGCCUGUCUGCCCUGGAGCUCGCCCUGCUGCACACGCCGCCGCUCUCGGACAUCUUUGUCUUCACGGACGCCUCCCCCAAGGACGCCUUUCUCACCAACAGGAUUGAAUCCCUGACCCGGGAGCGGCACUGCAGGGUGACGUUCCUGGUGACUGAGGAUCCUUCGAGGGGUCAGGGUCGAACUCGCCGUGAGGUCUUGUCACCUCUGCGCUUUGAGCCCUAUGAGGCAGUGGCCCUCGCGUCAGGAGGAGAAGUGAUCUUCACCAAAGACCAGCACAUUCGGGAUGUAGCGGCCAUUGUUGGGGACAGCAUAGGUGCUCUGGUGACUCUUCCCCUGGAACCUCCCGUCCUAGUGCCCGGGAGAGUAGCUAUGUUCAGUGUGGACGGGCUGCUCCAGAAGCUCACUGUCCGGAUGCAUGGGGAGAUCAGCAGCUUCUGGAUCAAGAGCCCUGCAGGGGUGUCUCAGAACCACGAGGAAGGGGUGGGUCCUCUGGGUCACACUCACCGCUUUGGCCAGUUCUGGGUGGUGACCCUGACGGACCCCCCGCAGACGGGGACUUGGAAGAUCCAGGUCGCAGCUGAGGGCGCCCCUCGGGUGAGGGUGCAAGCCCAGACCACCCUUGACUUCCUCUUCCACUUCGGGGUCCCCAUGGAGGACGGACCCCACCCUGGUCUCUACCCCCUGGCUCAGCCAGUUGCAGGGCUCCCGAUCCAGCUGCUGGUGGAAGUGACCGGGCUGGGCUCCAGAGGCCACCCCGGGGGUCGUCUGCCACACUUCUCCCACGUAGUCUUUCGAAGGGUCCCAGAGGGCACCACGCUGGGGCAGGUGGCCCUGGAGCCCAAGGGGCCCCCGGAGCGAGGUCUCCUCACGGCCUCACUGCCGCCUGCGCUGCUGUCCACCCCCGGCCCCUUCUCCCUGGAGCUGAUAGGCCAGGACGGAGGCGGGCAGGGCCUGCACAGGGCUGCGCCCCAGCCCUGCACCGUGACUCCCGUCCUGCUGGAGCUCAGUGGCCCCCCGGGUUUCUUGGCCCCGGGCAGCAAGGCCCCGCUCAGCCUCCGCCUCGCCAGCUUUUCUGGCUCUCAGGAUCUGGAGCUCAGGACCUCCGUCAAGCCGAGCUUCGUCCUCACCUCCAAUCUGUCCAGGUGAGGCCUCUGACUCCUCCUGCGGGUCCCGGAGCCACCUGUGAUUUCAGGGCGUGGGCCCGCGCCCUUCAUCUCCCAAGCCCCGCCCAGGGCCCUUCCGAUUGGUCCGCAGUCGUGA